GGGUUUUCCUACGCUGUGUAGCCCACGCUUUUUAACAAUGCUUAUUUCCAAGUGAGCUUGCAACCAAGAUGUUUGGCCUGCUAUUUAACUUUUACAAUUUCUGCAAGAAGAAAACUGAACGCAAGAUCACCCUAGCGCUUCUUGGGUUAGACAACGCCGGAAAGACAACACUGCUAAAUACUUUAAAAGGCGAGGUUGACCAAGACACGACUCCAACGUUCGGCUUCAACAGCUCUACUUUACAUGAAGGCAAAUACAAAAUAGAGGUCUUCGAUCUUGGAGGUAGUAAAACUAUUCGCAGCGUCUGGAAAAAGUACCUGGCUGAGGUGCAUGCCAUUGUCUACGUCGUGGACGCGGCCGACCCACAGCGCUUCGAGGAGUCACGGAAAACAAUCCAGGAUGUCCUCGACAAUCAGUAUAUGCUCGACAAGCCUAUUCUCAUCUUUGCAAAUAAGCAGGACCUACCUACCGCGGCCUCGGCCGCUGAGGUCAUCAAAGGUCUGGGCAUGGCUACCUGCAGAAACAACCACAACGUAGUCCCUUGCACCGCGAAAACACCCGCGGGCCAGCCUAUCGAUCAGCGCCUGCGAGAAGGCCUUCGAUGGGCAGUGAGUUGCGUUGACCGAGAGUACGGCAGGCUAGACGCGCGCGUACAGACAGAAGCAGAAGCAGUAAGACAGGAGGAGGCGCGCAAAAAGAAGGAACGCGACGAGCGCCUCAAGCGGCAACGUGAGGAGCGGCUGCGGCUCCAGAAGCAGGAGGAGGAGCGAGCUCGGGAGGUGGAGAAGGAGAACGCGCUGCAUGACGGCAAGGGGGCAUCGCUGCUGGCGGUUACAGCCAACGGCCAGGCUGAGCAGCAGCAGGCGCCUCCGUCUGGCGGGCUACCGUCGGGUCUGGGGCACCUGCAGCUGCAUCAUGGGUUGGCGCUAGGGCUGCCGCACACAAUAGACAGCCCCGGCAAGCUGCCAGCCACCGGCCACCCGCCGGACCUGCCGCCCGCCUCCGACCUCAUCCCCGCCCAGCAGGACCAAGGGCAGGACUCGAACCGGGGUCUCGCAGCCGCUGCGCCGGCAGCCUCCAGCGGCACCGGCGCCGCUCUGCCGCCGCUGCGCGUUCCGCCACACUGCAUGGGGACAGCUGCGGCGGCGGCGGCGAAGCCACCGCAGCCGUCAGCUGCUGCUGCUGGGGGUGCGGCGUCGAGUCCACCUCCGCGCGGCAGCGACGACGGCGGCCCCGCAGCCGCCACAUCAUGUAGUCCUUUAACAGCAGGGUCAGGGCAGUCCCCGACCCGAACAACAUCCGGAGGUGGUGGUGGUCAAGUCAGUGCUGCUGGCGGCACCGGGAGUAGCAGCGCAGCGACGGCUGGGGUAUCCGCUGGCGGCACGGGCGGGGGCGGGGCCGCGGAGGAGCAGGGAUGGGGCUACGCGCAAC
Astrephomene gubernaculifera is the source of this 1431-nucleotide messenger RNA. NCBI's taxonomy places the organism in Eukaryota, Viridiplantae, Chlorophyta, Chlorophyceae, Chlamydomonadales, Astrephomenaceae. The record is from the annotation of a GenBank genome assembly.